ACCUGUGUUGUCCCCUUCCCUUCUUCUCUUGUGUCGUCGCUGCUCCGGUCUCUCUACUUCCAGCCGCAGCCGCAGCCACCGUCAAACCGCUCGAGUCCGAUUUGGAAACUUUUGCUUAUCAAGAAGCUUCAGAAUUGAAAUAUGUCCGGUGGCCCUGGUCUUGAGUCACUUGUUGACCAAACAAUUUCAGUUAUCACAAAUGAUGGACGCAAUAUUGUGGGAGUCUUGAAAGGCUUUGACCAGGCUACUAAUAUCAUUCUUGAUGAGUCUCAUGAACGGGUUUUCUCUACAAAGGAGGGUGUUCAGCAACUCGUGCUGGGAUUGUAUAUAAUCAGGGGCGACAACAUAAGCAUAGUUGGGGAACUAGAUGCAGAUCUUGAUUCGAGCCUUGAUUGGUCGAAGAUGAGAGCGUAUCCUUUGAAGCCUGUCAUCCAUUGACUGAUCGUGAAAGCCAUAGAGAUGUUGUAGACUCGAUGGGUAGAUUAUGGCCAUCCAAACAAAUGAGUUACUUAUAGGUGUAUAAUGAUGGACAUUUGGGUUUGUAAUACUCAGUCGGGUUUCUAAUCUGUUGGACUGUCAUUCUACUUAUGCGCUAGACAAUGAACAGGUUAUAAUCCUUUUCUUGAAUGCUGAUGUGACAGAGUAGAACUUACCAGCAAGAAUAUGAGUGUUAUUCAACUACCCCCUUUUGAAUUC
This is a messenger RNA of Fragaria vesca subsp. vesca, 696 nucleotides long. RefSeq names its product N-alpha-acetyltransferase 38, NatC auxiliary subunit-like. Bases 142 to 438 code for a protein of 98 amino acids. NCBI's taxonomy places the organism in Eukaryota, Viridiplantae, Streptophyta, Magnoliopsida, Rosales, Rosaceae. The record is from RefSeq and is a predicted model, not a curated record. Gene Ontology annotation, biological process: mRNA splicing, via spliceosome. Gene Ontology annotation, cellular component: U6 snRNP; precatalytic spliceosome; U4/U6 x U5 tri-snRNP complex. The transcript is spliced from 6 exons. Gene Ontology annotation, molecular function: RNA binding.